CAUUUUUUCAAUUAAAAUUGUGGUAACGAAUUCAAUUAUUGUGUCGAAUAUUACAAAAGACUAUUUAAUUAACAAAGAAGACUGGUUAUUGUUAGAAUAAGAUGGAGCACUUCAAGUCUUAUUUUGACAAAAUUAAACAUCAGCUGACCAGCAAAGAAGACUGUUUGGUGAUCUUUUUCCACUACUUGGCCAUUCGUAGUGGAUUGUACUGCGCGGGAAUAGGAGAGAAUUGGACCAGCAUCUCCAAAAAUACCACGGAUAUACCUCCCGAAGGAUGGAAUGCCAAUCAACAACUUUAUUUUUUUAGAUACACGGACCACCAGCAACAGCAAUUUCAAUUGAAAAUAGUCAAUAAUAUAGAAUACAAAUUCCUUUUCGUUUACUGGAUAAAUUUUGGCAAUAGCUAUUCCUGCGGCACACUCGUCAAGAUCGAAGAUCACGUGGGAGAGAACCUAACAACGGUUGAGGAAGCGUUUAAAACGCCAAUGGAAGUGCUAAAGGAACUCUUCUGCCGUAUGAUAAACGAUUCUCGUCAAUACCAACAGACACUAGCGGGGGCAACGUCUAGAAAUGUCGUGGAUGAAAUUCCGGGGUCUUCGUGUUCGGCGGCGACUGGGGCGAUUCCGAAAACUUUCGCACGAUAAAGAGACGGGGGCCAAUCCAAAGACAUCAUUUGAGAGAAAGAUACGGUUCCAAAAUCUUCGUCCCAGGAGGAAUUUCAAUCUACUCCAAAAUCACCAACGAAGACAAAACCCGAAUAAACUGGUUCUUUGAGAACACAAUGUAAAUCAGACGCACCCCGCUUCAUACAAACUUAAAAAAUUUACAAUAAGGAAACUUUUAGUUAAUGGCAGGCCAAAUUUUAAUUUAUAAAUUAAUAAUUCACAUAUUAAUUCUAAAUUCUGUUGUUUAUAGACUAAUAAAAGCUUUUAAUAAAUUA
Centruroides sculpturatus (bark scorpion) is the source of this 940-nucleotide messenger RNA. RefSeq lists its product as uncharacterized. NCBI's taxonomy places the organism in Eukaryota, Metazoa, Arthropoda, Arachnida, Scorpiones, Buthidae. Gene Ontology annotation, biological process: proteasome-mediated ubiquitin-dependent protein catabolic process. The record is from RefSeq and is a predicted model, not a curated record. The transcript has a single exon. The coding region runs from base 102 to 644 and encodes 180 amino acids. Gene Ontology annotation, molecular function: endopeptidase inhibitor activity; proteasome binding.